UUGAGCUGAUUGUGGAGGACUUCCCGAGGAAACACACCACUCUGGCCUACACUGAUGGCUCCAGCUCUAACAGAUUCGCUCUGAGUGGUGGAAGACACCAAACGUCAAUCAGCGUGACACCGUACCCAUCAUGGUAUUCCCAAAGUACCACAACUGGUCCAUGGUGGCAACAAACUACAUCUGCUCCAUCAUGGUGGUGGUGGUGGUACCAGCAACAAACGACCACAGCUCCACCUACAACUACACCAUGGUGGUGGUUUAUCAGCAACAGCAGCAAUCGACCACCGCUUCACCUACAUCUGCUCCAUCAUGGUGGUGGUGGUGGAACCAGCAACAAUCGACCACCACUCCACCUACAACUACACCAUUGUGGUGGUUGUAUCAACAACAGCAGCAAUCGACCACCACUCCACCUACAUCUCCAUCAUGGUGGUGGUGGUGGUACCAGCAACAAACGACCACUGCUCCACCUACAACUACACCAUGGUGGUGGCAACAUCAACAGACAACCACUGCUCCACCUACAGCUGCCCAGUGGUGGUGGUGGCUGCAGACCACGACCACAACCACAACCACAACACAGCCACCUCAAGAGUACACAACUUCCAUGACUUCACAUCAGGGUUCUUAUGAACCUUUCAGCAAGCUCCCUCUGCAAUUCAGUUUUCUCGUUGAUUCAGCUGCUCCUUCCUGCACCGAGGGACAUUACAUACCUCAGUUUGUGUCACCGACUCCACUCAAUGGAGAUGAAAUCCAAGCUACGCCACUCCGUGAAGUGGAAAUCCGGGUUAAGGCUGCAGCAGCUUAUUCAGCGGUUACUGAUGUAAUUAUCAGUGGUCCUCUGAACAUAACUAAGCACGCUUUGAGCACUGGAGAGUACGCCAUCAGAUGGACACCAAUGAGGAGCGACCUCGGCGAUCAUUUCCCUGUGUGUUUCAUCGCUGAGAGCAUGAGCGGAAGCAGUGUUUAUCAGUCUGAAAUGAGAUGUGUCAUUAUCAACGUUGGACACCAGACUGUGGAGGCUCAUGUGAUUUGCUCUGCAACCAACAUGGCUGUUGAAAUUGAGCAGUUGCACUCCGUUGAGCUCCACAAGGACUAUCUGCGACUCAAUGAUCCCGCCUGCACUUUGGACUCAAACGGCACUCAUGUGUUGGCAAACAUCUCCCUCAAUGCUUGUGGUACCAUGAUUGAGGAGGAUGAAGAGUACAUCAUUUUCAAGAACCAAAUUUUCUCAACCGAUGACCCGAACAGCAUCAUUACCAGAAAGCACGAGGUGGAGAUUGAGUUCUCCUGUCGCUACGAGAAGAAAAACAACAUUUCACUGGAGUUCACUGCACGAAAACACAUAACCACCAUCACCGAGAAAGGCUUUGGCACCCUCACCUACAGCUUUGGACUUUUCAAAACAGAAAACUACUACACAGAAAUCGACGUGACCGCAUAUCCAGCAGAGUACGAGCUUGGGGAGAUGAUUUACAUGCAGAUCGAAUCCCAGUCUACAAUCAGCAACACAGAGCUUUUUGUCGAAUCAUGUGUUGCGACACCAUACAAUGACCCCAACUACCAAACAUCCUACACAAUCAUUCAAAACGGCUGCACCUUGGAUGAAACAGUUGAGUUCUACACAAGCCACCAGCCAAUGGCCCGCUUCGGCCUGCAAGCCUUCCAGUUCAUUGGAAUGCAUGAGCAGGUGUUCAUCACCUGUUCGGUGAUUCUGUGUGAGGCAAACAAUCCCAACACCCGCUGCUCUCAGGGCUGCGUCAACAGCACAGUCGCACCACCGUCCCACCACCAACACAAAAGAGAGGCUCCCAUCCAGACCAGCAGUCACUUAGUCGCCCAGGGGCCCCUGCGGCUGAAAAGGAGCAUAGAGCAUGAAGUGUCCUCCACGGUCUUGAACCUGAAUCUGGCUUUCAUUGCUGGAUGUCUCCUUGCAGCUGUUGGCAUGGUGUGUGGUGUUCUCUUCUACAGAACCAGGAGAUCCCACGUCAAAUAUCAGCCUCUUAAGUCAGAUGACAUUUAAUAGAUCCUCUC
Messenger RNA from Carassius auratus (goldfish), 2034 nucleotides. RefSeq lists its product as uncharacterized. Lineage: Eukaryota; Metazoa; Chordata; Actinopteri; Cypriniformes; Cyprinidae. The record is from RefSeq and is a predicted model, not a curated record. The transcript has 9 exons. The coding region runs from base 131 to 2023 and encodes 630 amino acids.